AUUUGAAAAUUCACCGCGACUUUCGGUUAUAAACAAAAAUCCUAACAUUUCCGGCAAACGCGGUAUCAAAACAAAUUGAUCAAUCUCCAGCUGCGUGCAUCUCACAACUUCAUUUCUCAAUUCUGUACGAAUUCUUUCCAUACCAAAUCACCGAUCCAGAACUUUGACUUUCCUGUCUUCAAUCUGCAGCGGAGGACCGACCGAUCAAAAUUUUGUCUCCAGUUGUACGUUUCUUUCGCAAUUUUAUGUUUCUGCAUUUAAUUUGUGUGCAGAAACAGGGACGAGUUUAAGAUCACACCGAAAUUCAACGUUCGAUCUGGGUCUUGUUGAGAUAGACCCUGGUUCUAGGGAUUUCGAGCGAUUGGAUCUGAUUUUUUGAACCGAUCGAGAAUGGGAGUGGACUAUUACAACAUGUUGAAGGUGGAUAGGAACGCCAAUGACGACGAUCUCAAGAAGGCCUAUAGAAGGUUGGCCAUGAAAUGGCACCCUGAUAAAAACCCCAACAACAAGAAAGAAGCUGAAACCAAAUUCAAGCAGAUCUCCGAGGCCUAUGAGGUGUUGAGUGACCCUCAGAAGAAGGCAAUUUAUGACCAAUAUGGUGAAGAAGGGCUAAAAGACAUGCCACCACCGGGCAGUGGAAGCUUCCCGUUCGGAAAUGGAGGCAGCGGUGGGUCGAGCGGGUUUAAUCCGAGGAAUGCAGAGGAUAUUUUUGCAGAAUUUUUUGGGAGCAGCCCUUUUGGGUUUGGUUCAUCUGGGCCUGGGAAGUCUAUGAGGUACCAAUCAGAGGGAGGAAUUUUUGGGGGAUUUGGUGGAAGUGAGAACAUUUUCAGAACAUAUAGUGAAGGUGUAACACCAAAGAAACCCCCACCAGUUGAGACCAAAUUGCCCUGCACUCUUGAGGAGCUGUACUCAGGAUCAACCAGGAAAAUGAAGAUUUCAAGAACUAUUGUGGAUGCCAAUGGGCGACAAAUCCCCGAGACGGAGAUAUUGACGAUCGAUGUGAAGCCCGGUUGGAAGAAGGGAACGAAGAUCACUUUUCCAGAUAAAGGGAAUGAACAGCCAAACCAACUGCCUGCAGAUCUGGUAUUUGUUAUUGACGAGAAGCCCCAUGAUGUUUUCAAAAGAGAUGGCAAUGACAUCAUUAUGAACCAUAGGGUGUCAUUAGCAGAGGCAUUGGGUGGAACCACUGUAAGUCUUACCACGCUCGAUGGUCGUAACCUUUCGAUACCCGUAUCAGACAUUGUAAGCCCAGGCUACGAGCUCGUCGUCGCCAAAGAGGGAAUGCCAAUAGUAAGAGAGCCAGGCAACCGGGGCGAUUUGAAGAUCAAAUUUGAAGUAAAGUUCCCAACAAGAUUAACUCCCGAGCAGCGAGCAGGACUCAAACGCGCCCUGGGAGGUUGAUGAAGAAGGUAUCGCUGAUACAUUCAAUAUGCCAUUGUUGAAAGAAACAGUAAUAGGGUGGGUCAAGAAAAUCAUAUGCCCACACAAGUUUAGAUAUCAAAACAAACUCUUGUAACUUACCCGAUCAUUCUUCUUUCAUUUGUAAGCCAUAACCUUCUCUUCUCCUUCUCCAA
Messenger RNA from Momordica charantia (bitter melon), 1574 nucleotides. Its product is annotated as DNAJ heat shock family protein. The record is from RefSeq and is a predicted model, not a curated record. Gene Ontology annotation, cellular component: cytosol. NCBI's taxonomy places the organism in Eukaryota, Viridiplantae, Streptophyta, Magnoliopsida, Cucurbitales, Cucurbitaceae. Gene Ontology annotation, molecular function: protein-folding chaperone binding.